AUGGGCAGUCAUAAGAGGAAGAGAGCGCACUCGUUACGAACUCAGUUGUUCAACAAGCAAUUGCACGAUAAAAUUCAUAGAGAGCACCGGGAAGAGAUAGAACUCGAAGGAAUUGAUGAAAAUGAGCCGAUAGAUGAUGCAAGAGACGAGAUCAAGUCUUGGGGAUUCGAAACCAUCUUAGAUAAGCUUUUAAACCAUAGGAGAUUGCGAAGCACUAAAAAUGGGCGAAUUAUACCGGUUUCCGUGAACAAGAGGGAAGAGUUAACCGAUGAAAGAACGGGGAAAGCAUACUUGAACAAUGUGAUUACGUCGUCGAGAUAUACCGUGUGGUCAUUUCUGCCGCGGCAACUGUAUGCACAGUUUUCGAAAAUUGCAAAUGCGUAUUUUUUGCUCGUGGCCAUUUUGCAAAUGAUACCGUCAUGGUCGACUACCGGUACAUAUACGACGAUUAUCCCGUUACUGAUCUUUAUGGGCAUAUCCAUGGCACGUGAAGCGUGGGACGAUUUUCGACGCCACAAGUUGGACAAACAGGAGAACAAUAAGAGGACGAAAGUUGUCGUGAAAGGGUCUGGCGCAAGUCGCGAUUCGAGUCAAUUUUACAACUUGCCAAAAUGGCAAAAUACCGCAACUUCCACGAGCGCACUGACGACGCCAUCGAAGCCGGUCGAGAAUUCGAGCGUCGCAGGGACGGGCAGUGAGGAUUGGGAUGUUUUCACCAACUGGGAACUUUUAAGCUCUCGUCACAACAUUCACAUCGCGGAAAAAGAAUGGAAAAACGUUAAAGUUGGCGAUAUCUUACUCUUGAACCAAGACGACUGGAUUCCAGCAGACGCUUUAGUUCUUGCAUGUGACGGUGAAAACGACGAGUGUUUCGUCGAAACCAUGGCAUUGGAUGGGGAAACGAACUUAAAAAAUAAACAGCCGCUGGCCGGGGUUAGUAAAACGUUGCACCAGGCAUCUGGGCUUUCGAACUUUGAAGCCGUUGUGACUGUAGAGGAUCCAAAUUUGGAUCUAUACAAUUUCGAAGGCAAACUGGAACUCAGCAGCGAACAAAACAAUGAUACGGUUGAAAAACAUACGGUAGGCCCAGAUAACGUAAUAUAUCGGGGUAGCAUUUUAAGAAAUACACAAAACGUCAUUUGCAUGGUCAUUUUUACAGGUGAAGAGACCAAAAUCCGCAUGAAUGCCAUUAGAAAUCCAAGAAUCAAGGCACCUAAGUUACAAACCAGAAUAAACGCAAUUGUCAUAUUUAUGGUUUUUAUCGUGGCUUCCAUGUCCAUGUUUUCAUUCAUGGGUCAACGUUUGAUCAAAAAACGCUACGUGGACACGAACUUUGCAUGGUAUUUAUUUCAACAGGAUGCCGGUGAGGCGGCUACAGUCAUGUCUUUCAUUAUCAUGUACAACACCUUGAUCCCACUUUCCCUUUACGUGACUACAGAAAUCAUCAAGGCAAUGCAAAGCAAGUUAAUGGAAUGGGAUAUUGACAUGUAUCACGCGGAAACAAAUACUGCGUGCGAAUCUCGCACAGCUACCAUUUUGGAAGAAUUGGGCCAAGUUUCUUACAUUUUCAGUGAUAAGACUGGCACUCUAACGGAUAACAAGAUGAUUUUUAGGCGAUUUUCUGUUUGCGGUAGCUCCUGGCUUCACGACAAUGAUUCGAAUGCCUCUAGUUCGGAAUCUAGUAUUCACAAGACUAUUACCGUCGAUGAGCUUUCCGUUGACGAGCACCAUGUCCUGGAAAGGUUUGAAAAAGAAGGUAUUGCUCCUUCCAAAUCUGCAAGGACCUCAGUUGAAUACAAAGGAAAUAGCUCUGCAAUUUACACUGGCAGACCAAGCAUGGCUUCGAGAAUUCGUGAUGAAGUUGAUCGCAAUGUUCCAACGGUUGUACAAAGAUUUGACAGCAAUGUCGAUCUGGAAGGUAUAAGGUCCUCGGUAGAUUUGAUAGAAUACAUUCAAACCGCGCCAGACACAGUUUUCGCUCAAAAGGCAAAAUUUUUCCUUUUAUGCCUUGCGCUUUGUCAUUCAUGCGUACCAAAGAGAACUUCUUCUAAUUUUGAAGAUGCCAUUGAAUAUCAAUCUGCAUCGCCUGACGAACUGGCAUUAGUCACUGCUGCUCGCGACAUGGGCUACGUUGUAAUGAAUAGAAACGCAAACACGCUGACAAUAAAAUCAUUUCCAAAUGGAUUCGAUUCGAAACCAAGAGUCGAGGAGUACGAGGUAUUGAACACGAUCGAGUUCGAUUCGAAUCGUAAGAGAAUGUCAGUGCUGGUGCGAUUACCAGACGAAAGGGAUAGGGUUCUCUUGAUUUGCAAAGGUGCCGAUAAUGUAAUACUAGAAAGACUCUACAACCGUGAUCUUGCCGACCAGAAAGCUGGUGAAUUGAGGAAUUUAACUAACGAGAGGAAAAUUGCUGAGGCAGAAGUGGUUCUGCAACAGCGCAAAUCCUUGGAAGAUGACAUAAGAGGUAGAAACAGCUUUGCGUUACGCAGGACAUCAUCUAGUCGCGUACCAAGAACGAGUUUGUCACUCACUGCGGCGCGGAAGAGUUUAUCGCGAAAAAGUCUAGGCUCUGGGGAUGCCGAAGGACAGAUAAAUUCGAUCGACGACUUCUUAACCAGUGUUCAAAGGGCUGAUGGCGAAGUUAAGGACAUAUAUUCUAGAAGUCGCAAAUCCUUCCAUAAACAACAGAAGGAACGCUAUAACGCCGCAACAGGAAUCUCGGCUGGCUCGAGUUCAGCGAAUGCAGGCUCAUCCGGCUCUAUAGCAAGAACGCCUACAAAUUUGAUUAAUGAUGAGUACCGAGUAGCUAUGGAAGAUUACGUCGGCAACGACGAUCUUGCUCAAAAUGAAGAGUUCAUCAUCGAAAGAACUUUGCAAGCCAUUGACGAAUUUUCGACAAAUGGCUUGAGAACGCUACUUUUCGGCUUUAAAUGGAUAAAGAUGGACGAAUAUGAAAAAUGGAAUGAAGAACACCAUGAGGCGAAAACGAGCCUCGACGGUAGGAAAGCCAAGCUUGCGGCAGUCAGCGAGUCGAUCGAAACCGAUUUAGUACUUUUAGGAGCGACGGGAAUCGAGGAUAAGCUGCAAGAAGGUGUCUCAGACGCAAUUGAAAAAAUCAGGAGAGCAGGUAUAAAGAUGUGGAUGCUCACUGGUGAUAAGAGGGAAACUGCUAUCAACAUCGGCUACUCUUGCAAACUCAUUUUUGAUUACUCAACAUUAGUUAUCCUUUCUGCCGAAGAUGAGAAUUUGUCUUCCAAAAUGAGCGCAUUAUCUCAAGAAAUCGAUCACGGCAACAUCGCACACUGUGUGGUAGUUAUUGAUGGCGCCACGUUGGGCAUAUAUGAAAGUAAUCCAACUCUCAUGUCUGUAUUUGUUGAGUUGUGCACUAAAACCGAUUCUGUGAUCUGCUGCAGGGCGUCACCAUCCCAGAAGGCCUUGAUGGUGUCCCAUAUGCGGAAUACAGACAGGAAGUUAGUGACAUUAGCGAUUGGAGACGGAGCAAAUGAUAUUGCUAUGAUUCAAUCAGCUGACAUUGGUGUUGGCAUAGCUGGGAAAGAAGGAUUACAAGCCUCAAGAUCGUCAGACUACUCGAUUGCUCAAUUUAGAUUUCUCCUCAAACUCCUCAUGGUGCAUGGUAGAUAUAAUUACAUCAGAACUUCCAAAUUUGUUCUCUGUACAUUCUACAAGGAAGUUAUGUUUUAUCUCACCCAAAUGAUAUACCAAAGGGAGACCAUGUUUUCGGGGACAUCGUUUUACGAGCCGGCAUCACUCUCGAUGUUCAAUACCCUUUUCACAUCCUUGCCUGUUCUGUGUAUAGGGAUGUUUGAAAAAGAUCUCAAGCCCUCAACCCUCAUUGCCGUGCCUGAGCUAUAUGCGCUAGGACGCCUAUCAGAAUGCUUCAACAUGAAGGUUUUCAUACAAUGGAUGGUUUUCGCAGCUGGUAACGCGGUUUUGAUCACUUUUCUGAAUUGGCAAAUCUGGGGAUUUACUGCUUUGUCUGACAACACCGCAUAUCCACAAGGAAUGAUCAAUUUCACCGCAAUCGUUGUCUUAAUCAACUUCAAGUGUCAAAUUGUGGAAAUGCGUAACAGAAACUUUCUAGCUUUUGGAUCGCUAAUCAUUUCAAUUUUCGGGUGGGUGAUUUGGUGUGCUAUUAUACCCAGGUUUUCAAAAAGUGACAUCAUCUAUGAUGUGCCUUCAGGCCUAUAUGACCGUUUUGGGAGUGAUCCUACUUUUGGGGCAGCUAUUGUUGUCCUCGUCUUUUUGCCAGCAAUUGUGGACAUCGUAAUUCAAACAUUUAAGGUGAUGAUUAUGCCUACUGACUCCGAUGUAUUCGCUGAACUCGAACAGAAAAGUGAAAUACGGAAGAGACUAGAAUUGAGCGCUUACAAUGAGUUGAAGCAAGGAUGGACUUGGGAUAAAGAUCCGGGAACUUUGACGCGCUAUGCAGAUAAGGUAAUCAAACGUGGCAAGGAUGUUGUGGAUGGAGAUACAAAGAGCAAAUUAAAGUUUAGACGAAACGUGGAUCACUACAGUAAGAGAGGCUCUGUCACUUCGAUAGAGCAAGCGACUGCGGCUUUCGGAUCAGAAAGAGCGGAAAGUCUGUCUGGCGGCAGAAACUUCAAACGUAGAUCCUCUGAAGAAUCUUUACAGGACAAGGGCGAUAACAGCAAAGGUAUCAGCGGGAAGCUUGGUAAGAAGCUUAGAUUCAAACUCAAGUCUCAAGAAGCAGAUGAAGAUGUCGACGCCAUUAUAGCGAAAAGGUUAAGAGAUUUAGAAUGA
This is a messenger RNA of Lachancea mirantina, 4782 nucleotides long. Lineage: Eukaryota; Fungi; Ascomycota; Saccharomycetes; Saccharomycetales; Saccharomycetaceae. The record is from the annotation of a GenBank genome assembly.